This is a messenger RNA of Neurospora crassa OR74A, 1761 nucleotides long. Its product is annotated as FMN binding oxidoreductase. The transcript is spliced from 3 exons. The record is from RefSeq and is a predicted model, not a curated record. Lineage: Eukaryota; Fungi; Ascomycota; Sordariomycetes; Sordariales; Sordariaceae. The coding region runs from base 224 to 1537 and encodes 437 amino acids. Gene Ontology annotation, molecular function: oxidoreductase activity; FMN binding.
AUAGUUUCAUGUGAAUCAAGGACCUCUCAUUUUGAGUCCUUCAUUCAUCCAUCCAUCCAUCCAUCCUCUCCAGUCAGGGUCAACAUAACAUCCAUUUUUCUUACCAAAUUCCACACCGUUUAAAAACCUCACUUAUAUCAUACCUACCUAAACACCAACCCAAGAUUUAGACGCAGUAAAGGAUCACCAAGAUCCCAAAACCACCACCACCACCACCACCAAAAUGGCUACUUCCACUACCUCCGACCUCAAACUCUCCCAACCCCUCACCCUCCCCAAUGGCCUUACCCUCCCCAACCGCCUCGUCAAAGCCGCCAUGGCCGAACAAAUGGGCUUCGGCAACCACCUGCCCAACCCCGAACUCGCCGCCGUCUACGCCACCUGGGCCCGCGGCGACUGGGGCCUGAUUCUCACCGGCAACGUCCAAGUCGACCACGCGCACAAGGGCGACGCCCACGACAUCAGCCCCAACCACCCCGGCACCACGCCCGAGCAGACCGUCACGGCCUUCAAGGCCUGGGCGGACGCCGCGCGCCUGAAUGGCCAGUCCAAAACGCCUGUGGUCGUGCAGAUCAACCACCCUGGUCGCCAGAGUCCGAUGGGCGCGGGCACGCGGGGACUGUGGGAGAAGGCGGUGGCGCCCUCGCCGGUGCCGUUGGUGUUGGGAGAGGCGUUUGUGCCUCGCUUGUUGUCGAAAGUGCUUUUCGGCACGCCGCGGGAGCUGACGGUUGCGGAGAUCAAGGAUAUCGUGCAAAAGUUUGCGGUGACGGCGAGGAUCACGGCCGAGGCCGGGUUCAAUGGCGUGGAGAUCCAUGCGGCGCAUGGAUACCUGUUGGCGCAGUUCUUGAGCAAGAAGACAAACAGGCGCGGGGAUGAGUAUGGCGGGUCGGCUGAGAACAGGGCGAGGAUUGUUGGGGAGAUUAUUAAGGAGUGCAGGAGGCAGGUGACUGAGGCGGUGGGUGAAGAGGAGGCGAAGAAGUUUGUGGUGGGAAUCAAGCUGAACAGUGCGGAUUGGCAGGCGGGACGCGAUGGAAAGGAGGAGGAGGAGACGGAUACGGCGGAGGAGGUGUUGAAGCAGAUUGAGCUUUUUGAGCAGUGGGGGAUCGACUUUGUCGAGGUUAGCGGUGGCAGUUAUGAGGAUCCUCAGAUGGCCAACGGUCCCAAGCCCGAAAAGUCCGAACGCACCAUGGCCCGCGAGGCCUUCUUCCUCGAGUUCGCCAAGAUCAUCCGCACCAAGUUCCCCAAGCUUCCUCUCAUGGUCACCGGCGGCUUCCGCACUCGUCAGGGCAUGGAGGCCGCUUUGGAAUCCGAUGAUUGCGACAUGAUCGGUAUCGGACGCCCGGCCAUCAUCAACCCUUCGCUUCCCGCCAACUUGAUCCUCAACCCGGAGGUGCCGGAUGCGGAUGCCCGCUUGUUCGACAAGAAGAGGGCUGAGCCGCACUGGAUCGUUGAGAAGUUGGGCAUGAAGUCCAUUGUUGGUGCUGGUGUUGAGGUGACGUGGUAUGUGAGCGAGCUCAAGAAGCUGGCCAAGUUUUAGAGAGAGUGAGGGAUGAUUAAGUAUACGAUACCCACUUUUUGUUUAGAGUUGCGAUAGAGCUUUCGGCGUCGAAUAGAGGCAUAAUUAUGAAUGUGCUGGAAUCUUUCGUCUCUCGUAUUGUGAAGGCCAGAUUGACCGGCCCGCUGCUGAUUCGGCUGGCUGUAGACGAACUCGUGUCACGCCUCGUGCCUAGAGGUUUUCCCAAGCAGACCUGUUCAUCAAUU